This is a messenger RNA of Aegilops tauschii subsp. strangulata, 1081 nucleotides long. RefSeq names its product alpha carbonic anhydrase 7. Gene Ontology annotation, molecular function: zinc ion binding; carbonate dehydratase activity. The record is from RefSeq and is a predicted model, not a curated record. Lineage: Eukaryota; Viridiplantae; Streptophyta; Magnoliopsida; Poales; Poaceae. Gene Ontology annotation, biological process: one-carbon metabolic process.
GUCCCCGAUCCAACACACACAAGAACUCACCAGCUCCACGGGCAGAGGAGCCGACACCCAACCCAGCACCAACGCGCUCCGAGCACACCAAGGAACCAUGCGUCCAUCUCGGGACCUCCGGCUGGCCGCGCUCGUCCUGCUCUUCUCGGCCUCCGUCCUCCACCCAGCAGCCAGAGCCCAGCAGGAGACCGACCAGGAGGAGGAGUUCAGCUACUCGCUGGACGCGGAGAACGGGCCGGCGCACUGGGGCGACAUCAAGGAAGAGUGGUCGGCAUGCGGCAAGGGGAAUAUGCAGUCGCCCAUCGACCUCGCCAGCCCGCGCGUCUCCCUCGUGCGCGGCCUCGGCUACCUCAACCACUCCUACUCCCCCGCCAAUGCCACCAUCGUCAACCGCGGCCACGACAUCAUGCUCAAGUUCGAGGGCGACGCCGGGAGUGUCUCCAUAGACGGCACGCCCUACUUCCUCCAGCAGCUGCACUGGCAUUCGCCCACCGAGCACAGCGUCAACGGCCGCCGGUACGACAUGGAGCUGCACAUGUUCCACGAGAGCGCCCAGGGCAAGGCCGCCGUCAUCGGCGUCUUCUACGAGAUCGGCGCCCACGACGCCUUCCUCCACAAGCUGGAGCCAUACCUGGAGAUGAUAGCGGAUCGGAAGGACAGGGAGGAGAAAAUGGGGAUGAUGGACCCGAGGGGCGCAAGGGGAAAGGCCAGCGUGUACUACCGCUACGUGGGCUCUCUCACCACCCCGCCCUGCUCGGAAGGUGUCAUCUGGACCAUCGUCAAGAGGGUCCGCACCGUGUCGAGGCACCAGCUGGAGCUUCUCCGGGAGGCCGUCCAUGACGACAUGGAGAAGAACGCGAGGCCCCCUCAGGAGGUGAACAGCAGAGAUAUCAGCAUGUUCCGGCCUUUUCAGCAAAAUAGACAUUGAUUAUUAGCUAGGGUCGAUUCUCCGCUUAAUUAGUUUGCUGUUACAGCUAUAAUGUAUGUACAUGGUUAUACCAAUUUUUGUAAUUCUUUCUACCCAUAUUAGAUGCCUUGCAUCCAGUCACUGAAUAAUAAAGGAGCACGUCCAGUUCAUGUC